AUGAAUCAAAGUCCAACCAAAUUUGACACUCCAACAAAAAUGCAAUCUAAAAUAGAUCUGAAGAUGAGAAAAAGUGGAGUACCUAUAGCUCUUAAGAGAUCCCCUUAAUUUCAACUUUUUGAUUGCUUCAUGUUGACAUAUUUUCAUCUUCCAUCUUUUGCGGAGUAAAUUUUACAGUACGAUGAUUCCAUUAUAAGUGAAGAAGGUGUGACUUUGCUAUUGCAAAAGUUAUUUGUGUAAUUGAUAUAUUGCAAGAAAAAGGACACAUCAGCUUAAGAGGUUUAUUAAUUUAUGAAGGAUGAUUAUAAUACUAGAUUUAAAAGUGUUGAAGAGUUUUUAGUGAGAUUCUUCGAGAAAGUUGAUGAAUCAAUUUCAAAAUACAGAACCAUGCUUAAUUAAUUGGUGGAAGAGCAUCCAAUUAGAGAAUUGUUUAUUGGUAAAUUCAUAAAAGGAAAUGACGAAACAACAUUUAAUUUGAUUAAGAUUGAUUUAGAUGAGGAAUCGUUUAUGGAAGGAUUGUAAAAGAAAUUUGAGUAAGAAGAUUGUUCAAUAAAAGAGUUACCAAGAGUUUUGUAAUUUGAAAUUACACGGAAAUAAAAUUUGGUAUUAAUGCCAACAAUAUAUUUGGAUUAAUUUAUGUAUUCUAACAAAGGAACAAUUAAACAACAUUAAUCUGAUAUCAAAGAAUUAACAAUGAAGAGAGAAGAAAUUGCUCAAAAAAUUAAAAAUAUUGAAAAUUAUUAACAAACCUCAUAAAGUAUUCCUUCGAUCUUGCAAAUGACGAUUGACAUUAUAUAAGAGUAAAGAGCAGAAUUGAUUGAUGGAGAUCCAGCAAUAGUGGGAUUUAUAUCCUUGAUCAUGGAAGCAAAUUAGGAAUUAGAAAAAUUAAAAGAAGAGCUUCACAAAAUGGAUUAACAAAUUAAAUAAAUAAUGGGUAGUUUCAAUAAGGUAGAAUAUAACUUACAUGCUGUUAUUGUUUAUGAUGGCGAUUAUGAAUGCGUGUACAUCAAAAACAAUGAGCAAUGCUUUUUUUUUGAAGAUGGAUUUGCAGAAGUGAGAAAGAAAUUUGAAAUAGAAAUGCAAUAUUCUCCAGACACUGUCGUAUAUUUGGUUUAUCAAGACAAGAAUCUCAAAAGUGAUUAUAGUUUUACAGGGGGUUAGGGAAAUCUUUUGGAUAUGGAUGAUAGGAAACCUUAUGAAUCCUUAAUUAGAAAAGACCUCUAGUAAUAUGCUGUUCAAUUCAAUCAAAAAGUUGAUCAGGAAUUGCUAUUCUUAAAAUAAUAAUAAUAGGCAGAAGAAGUAUUCUAAUAAUAUCUGACAAGAUUGAAUAUUGUGAUUCAAUUGGUUCAGCAAAAAAAUACUAUUUAAGUGCCACAUCUGAAUAAUUUCGCUACUUUCCUCUGCUUUACUUAGAAAAAAAUUGAUGAUUAUGUUAAAUGGUAAAUAUUGGAUUGUAGCAUAAGAGAUGUUACAGGUUAAUCAAUCUAAGAUAUUAAGAAUAUGAAUGCCUUUGCUUAAAAGUUAAGUGUGUUACUUUAAAAUCAACCAUAAAAGGCUCCCACUUAAUUAACAGUCAAUAAGAAAGAUAUGCAGUACAUGCAAAUCAGAUUGACAGAUUAUGUUUAAUAUGAGUAACUUACUAAAGUAUUAACCUAUUCUUUAGAAUGCAUUCUUUAAGAGAAGAAUUUAUUAGCUCUUAAUUCUAUUCGAUUAAUUUAUGAUAGUUGUUAAAAUAAUAUUAUUGCACAUCUCAAUUAAGAAAUUUUAAAGGCUUUAAUGGUUCAUUUGGCUAUUUUGACAUUUAAAUUUCAUUAGUAAUCAAAUUAUUGCUAAUUUUGGGAUCAUAUUUAGUGGAUUAUGGCUUAUUGGCCAUAUAUUAACCAAUAAGACUUGGUUCAUUAAUAAAUUUUUAUCAUUAUAAAAGACUUGAAGAAGAGGGCUAACAAGAAAGCCUUGAACUCUGAUUAAUAAAAGAUUAUCAAGAAGUUCAUCACAUCUGUAGAGGAUAAAAAACCAACAGAUGUGGGAUACAAUUUUUUAUUAAGAUAGGAUCCGGUCUUAGAAGCCAUUGCUGUGAUUGAUUGGAAUCAGGAUCAUUAUUAUUGGUUACCAGACAAAUCAGAAGAUAUAUCAUAACAAUUGUUGACAAACACUGCAUUAAUCUAAUAGUUUCUUUAACUUGAAUUUUAAUUUGUUAAAAACAUUGUGUCAUAACAAUAAACUUUUACUUAUGACGAAAGGAUUAAAAUGAUGCUACACAAUUAAUUAUGA
This is a messenger RNA of Paramecium tetraurelia, 2271 nucleotides long. RefSeq lists its product as uncharacterized. The record is from RefSeq and is a predicted model, not a curated record. The transcript is spliced from 3 exons. NCBI's taxonomy places the organism in Eukaryota, Ciliophora, Oligohymenophorea, Peniculida, Parameciidae.